GCUCCGCCCUCCUCCAUGUGACACAUGAAGCAAUAGAAAUGGAGCUCAGUCAGUGAUUAGAAGUGAUCGCUGUGCAGUAGGGACUUGAUCCUCAGUGCAAAGAUGCGGGUGGCAGUGAUUGGAGCUGGAGUCAUCGGUCUGUCAACAGCCCAGAGCAUCUAUGAGCAGUAUCACUCCACAGUCAGCCCACUGACCAUUGAGGUGUAUGCAGACUGCUUCACCCCUCUGACCACCAGCGAUGGAGCCGCUGGCUUCUGGCAGCCGUACCUCUACGAUAAAGGCAACACCCAGGAAACAAAGUGGAAUAAAGAGACCUUUGACUACCUGCUAAAUUGGCUCAAGUCACCUGAGGCUGUAAAAAUGGGUAUAUUCCUCCAGUCAGGCUACAACCUCUGCACUGAUCCCCUUCCAGAGCCCUCAUUUAAGGACAUCGUCCUGGGCUUCAGACGGCUCACAGAGCGAGAGCUGCAAAUGUUUCCUGGAUACACGUAUGGCUGGUUCAACACAGCUCUCAUGGUGGAAGGUAAAACAUACUUACCAUGGCUGACCAACUGGUUGAAAGAAAGGGGUGUUAGAUUUUAUCACAGGAAAAUCAAGUCGUUUAAAGAGCUCUCUGAUGCUGGGGCGGAUGUGAUAAUAAACUGCACCGGGAUAAGAUCUGGGGAGCUGCAGCCGGACCCGGACCUUAAACCGGGCCGUGGCCAGAUAGUUAAGGUGGACGCCCCCUGGCUGAAGCACUGGAUCAUUACCCACAAUACUAAAGUUGGAGUGUACAAUUCACCAUAUAUCAUCCCAGGGAGCCGUCUUGUGACUGUAGGAGGGGUUUUCCAGCUGGGAAACUGGAGUGAGCAGAACAACUCCACUGACCACGAGAACAUCUGGGAAAAUGCAUGUCAGCUUGAGCCAAGUCUCAAGCAUGCCAGGAUAGUAGAGGACUGGGCCGGUCUCAGGCCUGUCCGAAGCAAAGUCCGCCUGGAGCGUGAGACCAUACGGUCUGGUGCCUCCGCAAUCGAGGUGAUUCACAACUACGGCCAUGGUGGUUAUGGUCUCACCAUUCACCGAGGCUGCGCUGAGGAGGCGGCGAGGCUCUUCGGUCAGAUCGUGGAACAGCAGGGCAGACGUCCAAAAGCUCGGCUGUAACCACGAGUCCAGCAGCAGCGAUCGGGGGGGGGGGGGACUCUUCCCUUUCCAAAAUUCAGCACCAGCACUCCCGCUGUCCUCAACAAAGCUAACGUCUAAAGCAAAGAUGUAUUCUGUAAAUGUUGUUGGAGCCCUAAUGACACCACUACAACAUGAGAUGCCUUUGAUUAAUAUGAAGUUUUGAGUGAUAUAAAAAAAAUAAAACAAUGAAAUUGUCAGUAUUUCAAUCUUAUUUAAGUUUAGUUUGUAGUAGAUGCAUUGGUUACAGAUUAUGAAAUUGCCUUAAUUUUAUAAAUAAAUAAUAAAACUACUC
Messenger RNA from Fundulus heteroclitus (mummichog), 1453 nucleotides. RefSeq names its product D-amino-acid oxidase, tandem duplicate 2 (gene dao.2). Lineage: Eukaryota; Metazoa; Chordata; Actinopteri; Cyprinodontiformes; Fundulidae. Bases 103 to 1140 code for a protein of 345 amino acids. Gene Ontology annotation, molecular function: FAD binding; D-amino-acid oxidase activity. The record is from RefSeq and is a predicted model, not a curated record. The transcript is spliced from 11 exons.